Molecule: messenger RNA, 5535 nt
Organism: Coregonus clupeaformis (lake whitefish)
Lineage: Eukaryota; Metazoa; Chordata; Actinopteri; Salmoniformes; Salmonidae
Product: stress-70 protein, mitochondrial-like
Exons: 29
Coding region: 244-2301 (685 amino acids)
Biological process (GO): cellular response to unfolded protein; protein refolding
Cellular component (GO): mitochondrion; cytoplasm
Molecular function (GO): ATP binding; misfolded protein binding; ATP-dependent protein folding chaperone
Source: RefSeq, a predicted model, not a curated record
GGAUAAUUCGAGAAGUCCGUAGCUUCAAGGCAACUACGUUGUUGGGUGAAGAGUAGUCGUGCUACCAUACCGGGUCUGACAGGAGAAAGACAGUCUUCGUUUUAUCUUGGGAAUUGUAUCUUUCUAGAUAAAUACGAUAUACAGACAGCUGGGUAAUCUUUAAAUUCGACAUAAGGUCAAGAACUUGGAUUUUCAUUGGGGCUCCAUUUUAAAGCCAGCUAUCUUGCUACCAGAAUUGUCAAAAUGUUGAGUGUUGCAAGAACAGCUUCAAGGUCUCUCCCCUCUCCAAACUGCUCAAGAAGUGUGUCCUCCUUGAUAAAGAAGGCUUGCUGGAAUGGAUUUCAGCAAGAUGCUCUCAGAGCUAUGGCCAGACGUGACUAUUCAUCAGAGGCAAUCAAAGGAUCAGUGAUUGGGAUUGACCUGGGUACUACAAACUCCUGUGUGGCUGUUAUGGAGGGCAAACAAGCAAAGGUACUGGAGAAUGCAGAGGGAGCAAGGACAACACCUUCAGUGGUCGCCUUCACAGCUGACGGUGAGAGACUGGUUGGCAUGCCAGCCAAAAGACAGGCAGUCACCAACCCUAACAACACCCUCUAUGCCACCAAGCGUCUCAUCGGUCGUCGUUACGAUGACGCAGAGGUUCAGAAGGACCUGAAGAACGUGCCCUACAAGAUUGUCCGUGCUUCCAAUGGUGAUGCCUGGGUCGAGGCCCAUGGAAAACUCUACUCCCCCAGCCAGGCUGGUGCCUUCGUGCUGAUGAAGAUGAAGGAGACAGCAGAGAACUACAUGGGUCACAAUGUGAAGAAUGCUGUGGUCACCGUGCCAGCCUACUUCAAUGACUCCCAGAGACAGGCCACAAAGGAUGCUGGUCAGAUUGCUGGGCUGAACGUGCUGCGAGUCAUCAAUGAGCCCACUGCUGCUGCUUUGGCCUACGGUCUGGACAAGACUCAGGACAGAAUCAUUGCAGUGUAUGACCUGGGAGGUGGCACCUUUGACAUCUCUGUCCUGGAGAUCCAGAAGGGUGUGUUUGAGGUGAAGUCCACCAACGGAGACACCUUUUUGGGUGGAGAGGACUUUGACCAGCACCUACUGACCCACAUUGUGAAGGAGUUCAAGAGAGAGUCUGGAGUGGACCUGACCAAAGACAGCAUGGCUCUGCAGAGAGUGAGGGAGGCAGCCGAGAAAGCCAAAUGUGAACUGUCAUCAUCCCUGCAGACUGACAUUAACCUGCCCUACCUGACCAUGGAUGCCUCUGGCCCCAAGCACUUGAACAUGAAGAUGACCCGCUCCCAGUUUGAGGGCAUCGUGUCUGACCUGAUCCGCAGGACAGUGGCCCCCUGCCAGAAGGCCAUGCAGGACGCCGAGGUCUCCAAGGGGGACAUCGGAGAGGUGCUGCUGGUUGGUGGCAUGUCCCGUAUGCCCAAGGUCCAGCAGACUGUCCAGGACCUGUUUGGCCGUGCUCCCAGCAAGUCAGUCAACCCAGAUGAGGCUGUGGCCAUUGGCGCUGCCAUCCAGGGAGGCGUGCUGGCUGGAGACGUUACUGAUGUGCUCCUUCUGGACGUCACACCACUGUCUCUCGGUAUCGAGACCCUCGGAGGGGUGUUCACCAAACUCAUCAACAGGAACACAACCAUUCCCACCAAGAAGGGCCAGGUGUUUUCAACAGCAGCUGAUGGCCAGUCCCAGGUGGAGAUCAAGGUGUGCCAAGGGGAGAGAGAGAUGGCAGCAGACAACAAGAUCCUGGGACAGUUCACUCUUGUUGGAAUCCCCCCUGCCCCACGUGGAGUACCCCAGAUCGAGGUCUGCUUCGACAUUGACGCCAAUGGAAUCGUCCACGUCUCUGCCAAAGACAAGGGCACAGGCCGUGAACAGCAGAUUGUUAUCCAGUCCUCCGGUGGCCUCAGCAAGGACGACAUUGAGAACAUGGUUAGGAACGCCGAGAAAUACGCAGAGGAGGACCGGAGGCGAAAGGACCGUGUUGAGGCUGUUAACCAGGCUGAGGGCAUCGUCCAUGACACUGAAUCCAAGAUGGAGGAGUUCAAGGAUCAGCUCCCUGCUGAUGAGUGCAACAAACUGAAGGAAGAGAUUGUGAAAGUGAGAGACUUGCUGUCACGGAAGGAUGAAGAGACUGGCGAAAACAUCAAACAGGCUGCCACCACCCUUCAGCAGGCGUCACUCAAACUCUUCGAAAUGGCUUACAAGAAGAUGGCAUCAGAGAGGGAAGGUAGCAGUGGCGGCAGCAGCUCUGGAUCGUCAUCGUCAGAAGGUGGAGCAGGAGAGAAGAAGGAAGGCCAGCAGUAAAACCUUUGCACUUGUGGUUGUCAUGGAGACAUGGACUGAUGGGCUUGGGAGCGUAGACAUGUUGUCCUGAGCGGCAGCUAUUGAGAUCUAGGCAUUCUCACAUACUGUGUUUUUGCAGUAAAAAAUAUACGUUAUAUAAUGUCAUUGAGUACGUUUACAUGCACAGUAAUAAUUCGAUAUUAAACUGAUUAUGGCAGUAGGCAGAUUAUGUAAUAAUCAUGUAAACACCUUACUCUGCUUAUCAUCGGCCAAAAUCUUAAGUAAGCAUACGCCGAUUAAAACACCUGGUUUUCUGAGCAAGCUUUUGAAUCAUUAGGACAUGUAAACACUCGUAAUCGGCGUUCCAGUUGUGUAUUUGAUCUGCGCAUGUGCUAGCACCAGCCGAGCGAGCGAGAGUUCGGAAACAACUGAAUGUAUGUGUCUUAGAUGUAGUUUUCACAUACAACCUAUAUGUCCGCAUUCGGAAUCAAAUAUGCUUCCCAAAAAUAACAUGGUCGCUGUGGUAGAACAUUUUGAUUGCCGAUUUUCUGAGUGCCAUCAGUAGCCUGAUUUCAUGUAUCCAUGUAAACAGGGUUAUUAGGGAAAUCGUUCUUCUGGCAAAGCUUGUAAAUGUUUAAUCAAACUAUUAUAUUAAUUUGACUAUCCACAAUAAUUGCAUUAGUGUGUGCAUGUAACCAUACUCAUUGUAUGUUCCUCCACCCCUUUGUAAUUUAAUUGUAAAAGACUAUAUAUCCUGUCCAUUUUAAGAAACAUUUAUUUGCAUCUGUUGUGAGGUAGUGAACUCUGUAUAGCAAUUGUGUUAGUCCGAUUGUGAUGCCAUUUGGGGUUUCAUUUUUCCAUGUAGUUCAGCUUCUGUCUGUUCAACUGACUGGACUACAGUGGAAAUGCAAUAGAAGAAGAAACUUGGCUUUUCUCUAGCUUCAUCCUGUUUCUGUUAAUAAGGUAUAUCUGCUCCAUGAAAACAGUUUGCAUAUGUAUAGUGAUAUGAGUAAAGCCAUGCAUGUGUGGUAUGAUAUGACAAUACAACUGCAGGGUUUUAUUUCUGUUCUUAGACAUUUUGAAUCUUUAAACUUUGGUAUUCCUUUCAGUACAGAGGAGCACGAGUUGACUCAUUCUCAUUGACUUUGUCAUGGGUCUAAACUGAGAGAGAAUGAGAAUCUGACUAGAAGUUACCAUGCAUACAAAUAGAGAUUUUGUUUUGCCUUAACUGUUGUAUGAUGUUUGAGCUGCUGCCUAUCUGACAGAUGAAGUUGGCAGCAGUGGUCUGUGAAAAGGAGAAAAUAACCAGUCUGGUAUGACAUGGAUUUCUUGUCGAAUUUGAGAGUGGUAUGAUAUUUGGGGUCUCAAUUACAGAUGCUGUCUUUCCUAAUAAAAUUCUAAAUUUCAACAGUGGUUUUGGAUAUGAGGAAUUGGCAAUAGGCUGUACUUUUGCUGGGACUGAGGCACAUGAUGUGCAGUCACAGCCAAAUAUAUUUGUCACAGCCAUUAACCACGUUUCCAUCCAACGUUUUUAUGCGAUUUAAGUAAGUCGGAUAAAAAAUGUCAUAACAGGCCUGAUGGAAACACAACAUGCAAUCAUCCAACUCGGGCAUUGCCGCGUUCAAAACAAAUCAUGUCAGUGAUCUUCAGGUCAGAAAGUCGGAAGCUCCGAGUUGGAUGACCUUUCAAAUCGAUUUUUCCCAGUCGGAGCUCGUUUCUUUCCGCCGUGCUCCCAGAUGUUUUGAACACACUGAAGUCGGAGACUUCCGAGUCCCAGUUGUCUUGCACGCGGCAAUAAACUGCAUGCUUCCCGAUGAGUCGUAGUGGGAGAUUUCCGAGUUCCCCGUUUUUUUGAACGCGGCAUAAGGUCACAGCUGCCUACAUUUAUUUCUUGGAGGUAUAGACCUAUCCCACAAUUCACAGCGGAACUGUAUUCUAUGGUGCCAGCAGGACUAUAAAUCUGCAAGUGGGCGGAUUUCGGUCUUUCUUUUGCAGACAUGAGUAAAGAGGACACAUGGUCAUUUGUCGUCUAUGGUUGUGCCACCAUACACGUCAUCAGACAUGGGAGGGCUUCACGUGGGAUUUUUUUUACGUUUUAGUCAUUUUAGCAGACGCUCUUAUCCGGAGCGACUUACAGUUAGUGAGUGAAUACAUUUUCAUACUGGCCCCCCGUGGGAAACGAACCCACAACCCUGGCGUUGCAAGCGCCAUGCUCUACCGACUGAGUUACAAGGGAAUAACAUGAUCCACUUCAAGGAAAACAUGCUCUGUUCGUCUCAAUGAAGUCUCAACUCUUUUCAAUAUGUUUUGAAGGAUUAAUGGACAUAAUGCAUGGAGAUGCUUGGACUGGAUUUGAUGCCUAAAAUCGAUGCAAGGGAAAACUGACUGAAAUAUUACUUUACAACCCCACUGAAGGAUUAAUGGACAUAAUGCAUGGAGAUGCUUGGACUGGAUUUGAUGCCUAAAAUCGAUGCAAGGGAAAACUGACUGAAAUAUUACUUUACAACCCCACUGAAGGAAUAAUGGAGAUAUCUUGGGCUGGAUUGAUGGUUCAAUUGGAGUCGAUGCAUGGUAAUGCACUAAACAUCUGAAGUAUGAAAAAAUGUAUGCUGUCACUAACUACAGACAAAGCACGGAGUUGCUUGGACAGGAUUUGAUGGCUUGAUUAAAGGAUUGUUCCUGUCCGGACUUGAAUGGGAUAUAUAGACUGCAUCCUGCAGGUGACUCCCUAAACUCCAGGGCAUAUCAAGUGCAAGGAACACUAACUAUAUGGAAUGCUUCAACUCUUCAAGACAGACAAAGCACGGAGUUGCUUGGACAGGAUUUGAUGGCUUGAUUAAAGGAUUGUUCCUGUCCGGACUUGAAUGGGAUAUAUAGACUGCAUCCUGCAGGUGAUUGACCAGACAACUUGGCUCUGCCACUGCUGGCAGGGUUCAAAUUAGUGAUGUGUGGGUCAACCUGCAGUCCCUGUGUUUACAUCUGUGGGGCUGGCGGGUUUAGGGUAAUUCAAUAUUGUUGGACUGUUGAAUGAUUUACAAAAAUAAAAGCCUUGAAUAUCAUUCUUGUGUGAUUCAGACAGGUUGAGGUUCUUUAUAAUUUAUAUAAUUGAGUUUUGGUCAGGUGUGGGCCUUGAAUAAUCCUGUCAUGUCAGUGUUUCUGAACAAAUGUACCACAAAGUGAUUGCAUUACCCCAAUUGUGGUCUGUAUAAAAUAUUGACAUUUUCAAUCUGUUAAUAAAGUUAUCCUUAAAAUCAA